Syzygium oleosum is the source of this 2052-nucleotide messenger RNA. RefSeq names its product AT-hook motif nuclear-localized protein 27. The transcript has a single exon. NCBI's taxonomy places the organism in Eukaryota, Viridiplantae, Streptophyta, Magnoliopsida, Myrtales, Myrtaceae. Gene Ontology annotation, molecular function: minor groove of adenine-thymine-rich DNA binding; DNA-binding transcription factor activity. Gene Ontology annotation, biological process: vegetative to reproductive phase transition of meristem. Gene Ontology annotation, cellular component: nucleus. The record is from RefSeq and is a predicted model, not a curated record. Bases 611 to 1468 code for a protein of 285 amino acids.
UCUUCUCUACUUUCUAUUCUCCUCUCCUUCUCUCUCUCUCUCUCUCUCUCUCUCUCUCUCUCUCCCGCAGCAGCACUGCGGAGAAAAUUCACGGACAAAUCUGCUCUCUUCGGCUUCUUCCUUCAUCUUCAAGGCUCUCUUAUUCUUGCCUCUUGUUUUCUGGGUCGCUCCACAUAAACUCUGAUCGGCUUCUUUCUUGGUUAGUUCUCUCAAGAUCUUGCUGGAAAAAUAAGAAUCCAUCGUUCAAGAAAAGAGUAACCCUUUGAAGAUUUCUCUCAAGCCUUGCUAGGUUUCCGUUGGCUCAUCAUAUCCUGGUCUGCCAGAAAGCAAGUUACGCAUACAUAUCGGUAGGAUCGCUCUUGUUGCAGCAAUCUUUCUGUCUGCUGUUCAUUGGGUGAUUCGAAUGUGAAUGCAGUCGUUUUGCCGAUCGAUUCUCUUUGUGAAGUACAUAUAAUUCAAGCUCAGGCAAGUUCAUACACACAUAUAAAACCAGCAACUAAUUGCUACCGGUAAGCCAACUUCCGAAAAUCAUGUGUUUUUCGACGUGGAUUUGAAGGGGAAAAAAGUGAUUUCUUUUGUCUAAGGGAAUUCAAGAAGAGUGGAUGUGGGUAUGAUGGCAGGUUUUGAGCCAAACCCGAACUCUCGCUACUUCCACCAACUCUUGAGACCUGAACUGCACCUUCAGAGACCCUCCUCGAUCCCUCCACAACACUCUGAUCCCAAAGACUCGCCCCAAAACGACCCCAAGUCCACCGACAGCGAGGGCGGCACCAAUAGCGGCUCCGGCGGCCCCACGCGCCGCCCUAGAGGCCGCCCUCCCGGUUCCAAGAACAAGGCGAAGCCUCCGAUCAUCGUCACGCGAGACAGCCCGAACGCCCUCCGGUCACACGUCCUUGAAGUUUCUUCAGGUUCAGACAUCGUCGAGAGCGUGACCAAUUACGCCCGCCAGAGGGGUAGAGGCAUCUGCGUGCUCAGCGGCGGGGGGACUGUGGCAAAUGUCACUCUCCGGCAGCCGGCAGCCCCCACCGGGAGCGUGGUGACACUGCACGGGAGGUUCGAGAUACUAUCCCUCACGGGAACGGUGCUACCGCCCCCCGCGCCACCCGGAGCGGGCGGGUUGUCGAUAUUCUUGUCGGGCGGCCAGGGGCAGGUAGUGGGAGGGAGCGUGGUGGGUCAGCUGGUGGCAUCUGGGCCGGUGGUUUUGAUGGCUGCAUCCUUCGCUAAUGCUGUUUUUGAGAGGUUGCCAAUCGAAGAAGACGACGGGGCCAUCCAAGUCCAACAGACGGCAUCUCAGUCGUCAGGUGUCACCGGAGGUGGACAGGCGGGCGAUGGGAGCGGAGCAGGUGGCGGCGGCGGCAUCGGAGGCGGAGCCGGUGUUGGUGUUCCAAUGUUUAAUGUGGGAAACUUCCCAUUUUCAGGUGAUCAGUUGUUUGGAUGGGGAGGAAAUGCUGCUAGGCCUCCAUUUUAGCUUGAGUUAUUUUUGAGCUAUAUCAAGGGCUGACCUCGAUGAGGUUGUUGGCAGCUAGUGUUAUAACUAUAAUUUAUCAAUGAUUAUCAGUGUGACAUGGAGUAAAUUAUGAAAUCAGGUCUUCUCUCUCUCAAUGCUCCAUGAAGGAGAAUUUAGGAGGAGAUUUGAGGGGAAAAACAAAAAAUUCAUUUCUUGGAGAAGGCCUUGGAGUUAUAGGAUGAUGAAAAUGAAGAGAACCCCACUGCUGAUUUUGGAGAGAUUAAUCUUCACUCUUGGGGUAAGUUCAUCUGCAGACUCAUCAACCCAUCUGUGGGAUUUUCUCUUCAUGUUUUAUUCACGCUCUCUCGGCUUCUGAUGAUCCUUUUUCAAGGGGUUGAAAUGAUUUUGCUAGUUGUGAAUGUAAAAAGUGAUAUAAGAUAUGCACAUUUUCUAGGGUAUAUGAUAGCGUUCCUAUCGCUUGUGCAGUACUUGGUUUGCCUGACAUCGAGAAUGCUUCUAUAAUGUAUUGCAAUUAUUUAACAAGGAUAGACAUGAGCAUUGGCAAGUGGGAUGAGCACUAUAUAAUAUGAAGUUUUUCUUCUUCA